UUCCUCUCUGUCACACUUUGAAAACCGUAUCACGAUAAUGACGCGAACGUUUAGCAGUGAAAUCGGGCUCAUCCUUUUAUUCGUCGUCGCCUUUUCGCGUGAUUUUGGAGUAGAGUCUUUUUCGUUCACAACUGUUCGAACUUUCUGUACUUCAAUUCCCUGUUCUCCAUCAACGUGCUCUCCUUCCCAAUUCGAAUGCAUGAAUAAGAGAUGCAUUCGUCGUAGCCGGGUGUGCGAUGGUAGAAAUGACUGCGGGGAUCGUUCUGACGAGCAAACUUGUGGAACGCGAGCACAGAAGAGGACAAAAAACGUUCCAGUAACAACGACAAGUGACACUUCAGUGGAGCCGCUAGGUAACACUGCUGGAAAAUUGCCAGAUAACAUUACUUCGAAGACGAAAUCGGAAACAUGGUUUUUGAUGAGAAAAAAUUCGGGUUCCAGAACAGACGAAUGGGAUCGUCAAAUCCAUCGAAUCGCCGUCGCUUUGUACUUGACAAACAACAACACUUUCAGUCCUGGAAACAGUACGGGAGAGGAAAUCCGUUCUGAAUUGACGAUGCAACUUCUUCACCGCCUCACCAAAAAUAAUAAAAUGAGUUCGCAAGAACUUGCCCUGUACAUUCAUGCCCUAUUGGUGGCCUGCGUGGACCCAGCGAAUUUCUACGGCGAAGAUCUGGUUCGAGAGUUGCGCAGGAGAGUGGAGGCUACUGGAAACUACACCAAUCCUUUCCUAAUUCUCGCUUUAUGCAACGCGGGGGAUGCUAUGACCAUCACAGACGUGAAUAGAGUGACAACAGCCUAUUACUCGCAGCACAGGCCAUUCUGGACAGAUUCUCAGGCCUUGGCAAGCAUGGCCCUGUCCUGCAUCUGUUCUCGUGCUGGUAUGUGCGUGAACUGGCGAAUCCUGAAGGACAUGUUGCAACAGCUGAAAAGGCACCAGUCCAAAAAUGGGACGAUCAACAACUUACGGACUACUGCGCUUGUCACCCAGGCCUUGUUUAUCAAUGAUUCCUACAAGAAGGAUUUCGACCUAGAUUCAGCCACGAAGAUUUUAAUCGAUGGCCUGAAUGGAAGCAAGUCUAUUCUGAAUGCCUAUUACACUCUUCCCGCCCUUCAUCGAAAAAGCUUGCUGGACAUCAAUUCCAGUCACUGCAGCAAAGAGCCGGUUGAGGAAAAGGACGCUUUGCAAAACGUGUUGAAUAUCAACGGGGAAACAGUAACUGUCCAGUGUGCUGUUUGGAUGGGUGAAGAAAAGAACCUCAGUCGAACUUGGCGGUUGAAAAUGAGUGCAAACAGCACUGUUUAUGAUGCUAUAGAGACUUUGGCAAAGAUAGAUAACAGACGGGAGGUCGAGUACUACGUCGUGGAUGGUAAGCCUUACGUCGCGGCAUUCAAUGGAACGGAAGACGAUCCAGAGAUGGAAAUGUUUUGGUUCAUAUACCUGAAAACUCUAAGCUCUGACGAAGAUCCGAAGAUCGUGGAAGAAAGUCCCGUGGACGUAAAACUUAAGCCUAGUCAAGAAAUUAUACUGUGGUACAGGCAUGGUCCGUGGAACAAUCGGAACCUGAUACAAAUGUCUACUACAUUAUCUUAAAUAUCGUUUUUGAAUAAUUCUUCUUUAUAUGAGUAUAUUUUAAUACAUUAAAUUGCUAUGCUUCGAAAGAUUCAGUUGAAAUGAUGCUCAAAUAAAACGAAAUUACUUCAGUUUUUA
This is a messenger RNA of Argiope bruennichi, 1711 nucleotides long. RefSeq lists its product as uncharacterized. Gene Ontology annotation, molecular function: protein binding; cobalamin binding. Gene Ontology annotation, biological process: cobalamin transport. The record is from RefSeq and is a predicted model, not a curated record. The coding region runs from base 38 to 1594 and encodes 518 amino acids. NCBI's taxonomy places the organism in Eukaryota, Metazoa, Arthropoda, Arachnida, Araneae, Araneidae. The transcript has 9 exons.